UUUCUUUUUCCUUCCUCAGCAGUGGCCUUCAAUGGAUCCAACUCCUCUUUUCAACGACUCCCCCUAGAAUUGACCGAGACAGAGAGAGAGGACUAAUCUUCUUUUUGAGACAGGAAGAUUCAAGAUUUUUCCUUUUGCGCUAGAAUUGGAGUCCACUGAAACAAAUUCAAUUUUGAUUGAUCAGGGAAAUCCCAAUUAGAAGAAGCUCAGAUUUGCAAUGCAAAUUUACCCGAAUUUAAAUCAAUCCCAUUUCCCAAAUUCCAUCGUCGAGUUUAUUCCUUGAGUACCCAUAAAAUGGUUUGCGAUCCGAACCUCAUCCUCUACACCUGCAUUGCCAGAGGGACCACGAUACUCGCCAGAUUCACCAGAGAACCCGAUCUCGAACCUUUAGCUAUAAAAUGCAUUGAGAAAUCUCCACCUCACCACUCCAUGUUCUUUCAUACCAUUAGAAGCCGAACCUACACGUUCUUGAUCCAAGACCCUUUUGUGUAUUUUGCUGUAUUCGAUGAGGAUUUGGCACAAUCAGAUGGUCUUUGGUUCCUAAAGCACCUAAAAGGCUCUUUCGAGGAGAUUGUCGAAGGCGGGGCUUUAAAAGGAUUGGAUAAUAUUAACUCUCUUUGCCUUCAAAGGCAAUGCGAUUCCAUAUUUCGCGGAACAACGACGUUGAAUUUGAGCAUGGUGAAUGUUUCUCCCGGGACUGAACCCAAGGUUAGUCGGAAUACGAGCUUGGACUCGGUUAAAGGGAUGGAGAUGGCCAUUACAACGCUGCUUCGCUCAAAUCCAUGCAAAAGCUUGAAGAAGAAGAAGAAGAAGAAGAAGAAGAUGAAUGGAGAUGCUAAAGGUGACGAUGUAUUGAAAAAUAUGGUGUAUGUCGCUCAAGAUGUUAAUAGUGGUGUGUACAAGGAUUUUUCGUUGCCAGUUCAAAAGGGCUCCGCAAAUGAUCGGCAAAAGGCAAAACAACUUUGGAGAAAACAUGUUUGGUUUGUGUUGUUGCUGGACUUGUUUGUGUGCUCGGUUUUGUUCGUGAUAUGGUUGUGGGUAUGCCAAGGGUUCAAGUGCAUUGAAGGUUGAACUACGGUGUUUUUUUAAGCUCUUUUUUCUUGUGGCCUGGACUUAUGACAAAGACUUUCACGAGCAGUUGUUCUCUGGUGGGGGACGUAUAUUAAGUAAGUGUUGUCGAUUGCAUCUAUUGAUUUUGCUUUGGUUUUCUUCAUGAAAUCUUUGAUGAAUUUCAAGGCAAGUUAUAUAGGGCUCGUUAUACUUCUCAUUAAUGUUAGCUGCUCUCUUGUAAUGUGUCAAACCACAUAGCUGUAGAUAUUACUUGUGCAGGAAUUGCAUUUAUACGGGGCGUCUCUUUCU
This is a messenger RNA of Juglans regia (Persian walnut), 1359 nucleotides long. RefSeq names its product phytolongin Phyl2.2-like. The record is from RefSeq and is a predicted model, not a curated record. Lineage: Eukaryota; Viridiplantae; Streptophyta; Magnoliopsida; Fagales; Juglandaceae. Bases 295 to 1071 code for a protein of 258 amino acids. The transcript has a single exon. Gene Ontology annotation, cellular component: membrane.